AUGAUCUUAAUGAUGUUUUUAAGUAGUCCUAAUUAUCCUCAGGUAAAUAAAGUUGGUAAAAAAAUUGGUGAAGGAUCAUUUGGUAUAAUAUUUGAAGGCAUUAAUGUCUUAAAUAAUCAACAAGUUGCCAUUAAAUUUGAACCAAGAAAAUGUGAUGCACCCCAAUUAAGAGAUGAAUAUCGUUCAUAUAAAAUAUUAAAUGGUUCUCAAGGGAUACCUCAUGCAUAUUUCUUUGGUCAAGAAGGGGUACAUUCAAUAUUGAUUAUUGAUUUAUUAGGCCCUUCUUUAGAAGAUUUAUUUGAUUGGUGUAAUCGGAAAUUCUCAAUCAAGACGGUUAUACAAGUUGCUAAACAAAUGAUUCAACGUGUUGAAAUUAUUCAUGAACAUAAUUUAAUCUAUCGAGAUAUUAAACCCGAUAAUUUUUUAAUAGGUAGACCAGGGACUAAUGAAGCUAAUGAUAUACAUAUUGUUGAUUUUGGAAUGGCAAAACAAUAUCGAGAUCCAAAAACAAAAGUUCAUAUCCCAUAUCGAGAAAAGAAAGCCUUGAGUGGAACAGCAAGAUAUAUGUCAAUAAAUACUCAUUUAGGUAGAGAACAACUGAGAAGAGAUGAUUUAGAAAGUUUAGGUCAUGUAUUUAUGUAUUUCUUAAGAGGAUCAUUACCAUGGCAAGGAUUAAAAGCACCCACGAAUAAACAAAAAUAUGAAAAAAUCGGACUUAAAAAGCAAACCACAUCAAUAAAUGAAUUAUGUUAUGGAUUCCCCAUACAAUUUGCUCAAUAUUUAACCUAUGUCCGCAAUUUAAAAUUUGAUGAAACUCCCGAUUAUAAAUAUUUAUAUAAUCUAAUGGAUAAAGCAUUGAUAUCAAUCGGAGAAACUGCCGAUGGCCAUUAUGAUUGGAUGGAUUUAAAUAAUGGAAGAGGUUGGGAUGCAGCAUUGAAUAAAAAGACUAAUUUGCAUGGAUAUGGCAAUCCUCAUCCUAGAAGACUGAGAGAUCGAGAAAAUAACGUCCAUCAAUUAAAUCAACAACAACCGAACAAUAAUAAACAAUCACCAAGGGAUAAACUGCCAUUAUUAAGAAGUAGCAAUGAUAUGAAUAAUAAUUCCUUGACAACAUCAGGAAGAAUCAAGAAAUAUCUGAAUUAUCAAUCGAUUCAACAAGACUCCAGAAAUCAAAAAUUCAUGAAUCCUCAUCAACAACAACAGCAACUGCAACAGAUGUAUUCAGGCGGUGGUGGGGCAUAUGGAUACACCUCGCAUGUAUAUUCACAAAACGGUCCCUACUAUGGUCAUGCUCUACUACCCCUUAACAAAUACAUACAUGAUCGUCAUGGACCACUUGCUAUUAAUAGUGACUAG
This is a messenger RNA of Hemisphaericaspora subhashii, 1356 nucleotides long. RefSeq names its product casein kinase. Lineage: Eukaryota; Fungi; Ascomycota; Pichiomycetes; Serinales; Debaryomycetaceae. Gene Ontology annotation, cellular component: cytoplasm; nucleus. The record is from RefSeq and is a predicted model, not a curated record. The transcript has 3 exons. The coding region runs from base 1 to 1356 and encodes 451 amino acids. Gene Ontology annotation, biological process: peptidyl-serine phosphorylation; signal transduction; endocytosis. Gene Ontology annotation, molecular function: protein serine/threonine kinase activity; ATP binding.